Angiostrongylus costaricensis is the source of this 711-nucleotide messenger RNA. Lineage: Eukaryota; Metazoa; Nematoda; Chromadorea; Rhabditida; Metastrongylidae. The record is from the annotation of a GenBank genome assembly.
AUGGCAGCUAAAAUACCAGCAUCAUUGAAGCCGAUUGCUCAUUACAUUAAAAUCGCCAAUGAGAAUUCUAACCGUGAUCCUGUUGUGUACUACUGGCCUCUUCUAUGCAGCACAAAAUGCUAUUUCACCGGAAGCGCUACAUUUUCUUACUGGGUUGCUAGGUUUAUUACGCAAGAGUUUUCACAUUUGGAGAAUUAUGCACUUAAACUGUUCAAUUUCGCUGACACUAAGGAGAAGGCAGGUCAAGUCGAUAAGAGUGUGGUGCAUGCGUUCUACACUGCUGGACAUGUCAUGGAUGUACUUUCUUUAUUCGGAGAAGUGGGUUACCCUUCAGUGAAAUACGCUAAGUGGAAGAGCACGCAAAUCUUUUCCUGUCUCAAGGAUGGAAAGCCGUACGUAGCAAGUAGCCAGCAAUCUGAAGUUAUACAUGGCGAUGGUGGUCAGUUACUGCCUCCUAGUAGAAAUCAACCACCGGUAGCCACAUCAAACUACGACUUUGGUGGACUACCAGGAGUUCCAGGUUCGACACCGGGAAUGUGUUUCGUUCGGAUUAAAACUUUUAAACUCCUUGAUGAGAGAAAACCGUCGGUUGAGGCAUUUAAUGAAGCACGUAAAUUUACAAAAUAUGCUCUCAGUGCCAUGGACUAUGAAGAUACUCGUGCAGUGGUUGACAAUCUUCGUAAAGCACUUGGCCUCAUGGAGCGUUACUGA